GGUAAGUGUAUGGGGAACGGAAGUGCGAGACACAAGAGGUGUGCCCAGUUUCAAGGCCCGUAGUAUAGAGCGUUGUGAUUGGCCAAGUGCAUGUUGGGGGAAGCACAAUUGGGGAUACUCGAUACCCGAUGUUGUGUACUGUAGUUCUUUGCAAACCAACUCAGGUUUUGUUGUCGAGUAUUCGAUUUUGGGGUUUUAUCCACAGCAGAGUAAAAUAUGUUUAUCAACAUGGAAGAACAGCUUUCGCCCAUAAUGAACGCACUGGCGAAAGCUGCCGUAUGUGAAAUUAGCAAACUGUUCUCGGAAGGCUCGGCUACCCUUCGCUUACAAAUAACUCGGAGCCUGAAAGAAAAUGAAGCGCUGAAGUCGAGGAUGGAAGUGAUGAGGAGGGAGCUGCUUUUUUUGCAGCUUCAAACCAGAACAAAUGCAUCGCGUGAUGCAUUGCGUGCGGCAAGUCGUUUGGCCCUGGCUCGAGCCAACAUCUGCCGACCUGGGUCUAAACCACUGGGGAAUGAAGACAGCGCUGACUUUGGGGACAGCAGCACACAGCGCGGCGCCACCUCAGAGAGUCGGCAUGUGGACGCCCCUGGCUCCUCCCAGAUGCCCAGUCAUAGCGAGGAGCUGAGGAUCCUGAGCGCCGACGGAAAAGGGGAGGGCCCACUGGCGGCAGAAGGCCAUGACCUCCUCUUCACUGCGUCUGAAGUGGAGGCCUUGAGCUCCCUGUCUGCAGACCAAAGCUCGACCACGAGCCUGGAGCGCGGCGAGCGGCUGGUCCGCCGCGAGGAGCUGACUGUGCAGCAGCAGACUCCAGACGCCAUUUUUGUCAAGGUUGAAGAGGAUAUUGGUGGAGGCCUGCCCGCUGUAGAAGACUGUGUUGACUUUGUAGACCGCAGCACACAGCACGGCGCAACCUCAGAGAGUCUGCAUGUGGACGACCCUGGCUCCUCCCAGAUGUUCAGUUACAGCAAGACGCUAAGGAUCCUGAGCGUGGCCAAGAGCCUGGAGCGCGGCGAGCGGCUGGUCCACCGCGAGGAGCUGACUGUGCAGCAGCAGACCCCAGACGCCACUUUAGUCAAGGUUGAAGAGGAUAUUGGUGGAGGCCUGCCCGCUGUAGAAGACUGUGUUGACUUUGUAGACCGCAGCACACAGCACGGCGCAACCUCAGAGAGUCUGCAUGUGGACGACCCUGGCUCCUCCCAGAUGUUCAGUUACAGCAAGACGCUAAGGAUCCUGAGCGUGGCCAAGAGCCUGGAGCGCGGCGAGCGGCUGGUCCACCGCGAGGAGCUGACUGUGCAGCAGCAGACCCCAGACGCCACUUUAGUCAAGGUUGAAGAGGAUAUUGGUGGAGGCCUGCCCGCUGUAGAAGACUGCGUUGACUUUGGAGACCGCAGCACACAGCACGGCGCAACCUCAGAGAGUCUGCAUGUGGACGCCCCUGGCUCCUCCCAGAUGGUCAGUGAGGAGCUAAGGAUCCUGAGUGUUGCCAAGAGCCUGGAGCGCGGCGAGUGGCGCGUCCACCUUGAGGAGCUGCCCGGGCAUCGGGGCGGCCGCAAGGGCCGGGCCCGUGUCUUGUUUGGCAAGGGUGUUCCCGACAAUACCAAGAAGACCAUGCCCACCCACAACGGAGAGAAACCGUACGGCUGUGACCAAUGCAUGAAGCGCUUCGUACGGAGUGCCCACCUGAGGAUCCACAUGAAGACUCACACCGUGGAGAAGCCCUACAGGUGUGACCAAUGCAUGAAGCCCUUCACAUGGAUGGGCAACAUGAAGCGCCACAUGAUGACUCACUCCGGGGAGAGGCCCUAUAGGUGCGACCAAUGCAUGAAGAGCUUCAGUAGAAACUCCCACUUGAAGGCCCACAUGAGGACUCACUCCGGGGAGAGGCCCUUCAGGUGUGACCAAUGCAUGAAGAGCUACAGUAAAAGCUUUAGCCUGCAGAUCCACAUGAGGACUCACUCCGGGGAGAGGCCCUUCAGGUGUGAUCAAUGCACAGAGAGCUUCAUUAGAAAAUCCAACCUGAAGACCCACAUCAUGACUCACUCCAGGGACCCACUCCUGGGAGAAGCCCUACAGUUGUAAACAAUGCAUGAAGCUCUUCAGGGCAAGCUCUCACCUGAAGGAGUACAUGAGUAGUACUCACUUUAAUUAAGAUUAAGUCAAGAUAAAUUUUAUAUAAUUAUUUUAUAUAAUUUUGUAUUCGGUUGCUAAGCGUUAAAAAAAAAAAAUGCACUGUGACGUUAUUUUUUCGUUUUGGCAAGUAGCCGUGUAAUAAGUGGGACAAGGUAUAGAACGCCGGUCCUUAUCGGGAAAAUAAGCCCCACACAGCGUAAAUCAACAUGCCAAUGUGAUUUCUUUUUAGUAUCCGGGAUGUACAGUUUCAGAAUAGACUGCUUGCAGUACUCCCCUUUUUCCUGUCCCAACAUAUCCUGUGAAACAAAGAGGGAAAAAAACAAAAAACAUACUGACAAGUGAUCUCUAGAUGUGAUCAAUGCAUAGUUAUGACAUCUAUACUGUGUAAUCACACAGAUACAAACACUAUCAAGUACUGUAUAAGAUGUAUACCUGGUGUGCAGUUUUUAUAUAGUCGUCCACAUCCAAGGCAAGUGUCAAUGGUGUACAUGGUGCAGAAAGCUUUUCUGUACAUUGCAGAAAACCUACUCCAUGUAGCAACACCUGUGUAAAAUUGUGAGUCAAAAGAGCAGAUUUCCAUAGAGACAAUGAAAAUCACCACAGUACUUAAGUAUUGUAUAGCACUGCUAUUAAAGGACUUAAUGUCAAGCCACUGAAAAUGUGCCCGUCUUUUCAAAUAAUUGGUGGACACAAUGUCUCUGAAUGUGGAACACACCAGAGCCAAUGUCUAGUAGACAUUAUGUCCUUCCUGGAUCAACACCUCUUUGAGGAUUUCAUAAAGCACAGAUGUUAGCAUCUGUAAAAUAUAGGUCAGGAAAAAUCAAGCUUAUUAACACAUUCCCCUGAUGUUUAGGUGUACAGGAUCUAGUUUAAAAAAAAGAAAGAUUACCUCCAAUAUGAAGCACCUGUCGGUGGUAGGAAGUGGACCUGUUAAAUCGACCCUGAGGACGCUCCAUGCUUCUUUGACAGGGAUGGGAUGGAGGACAGAUGCCACUGUUUUAUUUUUUUCAUGCCGCUGACAGCGAGCACACUCAUCAACCUGUAAAACAGGAUAUUCAAGUAAUUUCUUAAAUUUCUUACAAGUAUACUGUAAAUGUGGAACAGUGUAAGGACUCUGCAUAAUAAUUGCAUAAACAAACUAAGUGAAAUGCACCACAGUUUAUGUGGAACGAUUUUGGAGAUGUAACAUAUUCUUGCUGUAAUGUUGAUGUUUCUUUUCAUAGUAAUAUACUGGGAAUACAGGGCGGGAAGAUAAGUGUAAGCUAAGUACCGGUAGAUGGGGAACGGGAGUGGGAGACACAAGACUCGGGUCCAGUUUCAAAGCCCGUAGUAUAGAGCGUUGUGAUUCGCAAACACUCUAUACUAUUGGCCAACCGACUGGCUCAACUGGAAACUGCAGGCGGGGUACUUUCAGAAAUGCAGAUCUCACCCAAAAAAGCUUGUACGGCCUUAUUUCAAAGUUUGUAUGCGUAUGGCAGCACCAGAGACCCAAAACAACACCCCAAAUCCCAGAGAAAUUGUUGUUUUCAUUAUGUCACCUUUAAAUUAUUGGUACUCUUCUCCACACUGGAUAUCUGAAAUGGCAUCUGCAGGCAGCAAAUCUUUUUUAAACUAGUGUUUUUGUAGCAAUGCACUAGCAAUGUUUUGGACUGUGCAGCCACAACUAAUCACUAGAAAGAAACUGUUACUUUUAAGACGGCUCUCUGACUCGCAGGCUACAGCACUACACUGUAGCCAGCUUUUAGUUUCCACAUGCUGGACAGUUAAAAAUGUGGUUCAUCAUUUGCAUAUUCUCCAUAAGCCUUGCAAAAGAGAUAUUUUGGUUACUGGUACCAUGCCUGGGAAAGGCUCAUUAAAAAUCCUGAGCAGAAGUUCCAGUGACACAACUGAGUACAUAAGACAUCAGCAAGAUUAAACUUUCACACUGGAUCAUCUUCAUCCAAUACAAAAGGGUCUACCUGUGAAGACAUCAUUGAAUAAUAAUACUUGUAAACAAUUAAUCUGCUUACAAGAAACAAGAUUGCUUGUGUAAUCAGAGGGAAAACAUACAAUACUAAACGCAGCCAGACCAACUAUUUGUUUUGGCGUGUCUUGCUGACCAACUGGUGUAGCAGACACUUCUGGUGUUUGGUUCUGGUUCAAGUCAUAAAUAGGUCUGUUACUUUGCUGUUUCAUAGUCAUAGCACAUACAAGCCAUACUACUACUCCAACAUUUAACUAGUAACUGCAAAAAGGUAUAUGGUAAUCUUUGCAUCUAUACAAUUUUCCACACUGCAUUGUUGGAUUGUUAGCAGAAAGUAAUGCAGAUAUCAUGUACACUAGUUUUUUGUUACAUUGUUGUAACUUGUGAUAGGGCUUGCAUACCCUACCCUCUAACCCUUAAAGUACUGUUCUGAACUUUAUACACACACACACACACACACACACACACACACACACACACACACACACACACACACACACACACACACACACACACACACACACACACACACACACCUGGAUGAAUGUUCCAGAAUAGCAUUUUAUUGCAGGACAUUAUGAAGUUAAAAUGAAAACUGCAUUUAUAGAAAGGGAAAAGGCAUGGAGCUGCAGGCUAGCAUACGGCACAUUACAGUACGCCUCUGUAGUAAAGUAUAGCUUUCUUAACACCUUAAUGAGGCUCCUUUUUAGGCUAAAGUUUAUUAUACAAGUGCAUUUCAGUUCACGUAUCUCAGCAAAUAAUUGCAACACAAGCUCUGUAGAAAGGCUUCUUUAACUACAUCAAAUAAACAUCAAUCCUCAGUUAAGGAAAGCUUGAUCUCAUCAACCCACUCCUUUGAAAAAAAAUAAAGCAAGCUUUUAGUAUACAAAGCAUAUCCUGCACAAUAGCACCGGCAAGAACACACAACAAAACAAACAAACAAAAACAACAACACAGGAUCAGAUUGUCAUUCACAAAUCUGUUCAACUACACGUCCACCGACAGGACGGAGUUAUAUGUUAUGCACACAGCAGUGCUGACGGUAACUUACUCUCGCUGGUUCCUUUCAAGACAACCCAGUCUACAGUACAUCACGGGACAACAUGUUCAAGACCAGAAUUGCUUUGAAUUCUUUGCAGUCUUGAAGCACAGACCUGCAAAACCUUGCUACAUGUCAGUGACAUUGUACUGUGCUUAGCACAGUAGGACCACAGAGAACCCACUACAAGAAAGACCCACCCCUCUGAGGGACUUUAAAAUGAUCACUAGUUAAUAUACAUUUAGAAUUAGGUUGAGGAUUCCCUCACAUAGAAGGGUGUUUCAUAAGAAAAUAAACAGUAGCUAUGUUUAUCCAUUUCUAGUGGGUUGGCAAACAAAAGAAAUACACAUUUCCCAGAAGCAAAUUCAAAAUAAAUAGACAUUUUUCUCAAUGAUUUCACUAAUAAUUAUUUAUAUAUUUCGAUAUAAAUGUCUUUAUAUAUUUUUAUAUGCAUUAUAUUCUAGAUGAGGCGUAAGGACUUUGGCAGUUAUGGAGAGGAGAACCGAGGAGAGGAGGCGCGUGGAAGGGCAGACUCUUCCCAGCCCCGCUCGGGCAAUCAUGGAGGUUACACGCCUAGAGACAAUCUGGGGAACGAUAAUCUGGGAUCCAGCCGUCCUACUGGGCUAUAGUAGCACAAUGUCUGGGGGGAGGGGGACACCGAGCCUGGGCCGGACACCUGGACUGCUGGGGCCUGGUUUCCAGUUUAGUUACGGAGAUAAUCUACCGAAGAAAACAUGGAUGAAGCUCUUAGAGGCUUCUUUAAAGGUUGACGUUUACAGUCUGCACGAUGAUGAUUUGUGACUUUUAGAGACAAUUUUCAGCAUACUACUGCUGGCCGAGUUUGUGUUUGAGUGAAUAGGCCUCUGACUAACAUGAUUGGUCAAAACAAACAUGAAGUGAAAGCAAUGGAAAGGCCCCGUUCUAAAGCCUGAUUUGGGGGACUAGGGUUAUUAAGCCUGGAGGCUUAUAUGCCCUCACAGAGCACACAGCCGGUACAAUGAAGGUGAUUGCAAGGCUGGCAAACCGAAUCUCCAAGGGUAAGUUAAACACAGUAAGUAGAGAAGAAGAGAUUGGGAGGGAGGGAAACAAGCAGACUAAAAAUACAAUUGUCAUUUGUUAAUAAUCGGAUCACCCUCAAGCAACCAGACACGAUGACGACGGGCUGUAACUGUGACAGAAUUGGCGGUCCUACGGUGGGAUACCCACUGCCCCAGACCUCACUCCCUCGCCUCGUCCAUGGAUCAUGAACCCUCUAGAACACAUUCCUUCCCUACACUCCCUUCCCCUAAUAAAAAUAUAACUAUGUCGGCUUUUGCAUCGUCACCCAGCCUCGUUACUCAUCCCAGGGCUGGUUGCCAAACAGUAAGCAGUGCACAUAUGACGGACCUGGGACCCGGAUCAACGCUAGCAUCACAAGGCGGUACGAGAGCCAAGACGGCAGUCAGAAAC
Gadus chalcogrammus (walleye pollock) is the source of this 6581-nucleotide messenger RNA. RefSeq names its product zinc finger protein 425-like. Gene Ontology annotation, molecular function: DNA-binding transcription factor activity; RNA polymerase II cis-regulatory region sequence-specific DNA binding. NCBI's taxonomy places the organism in Eukaryota, Metazoa, Chordata, Actinopteri, Gadiformes, Gadidae. Gene Ontology annotation, biological process: regulation of transcription by RNA polymerase II. Bases 217 to 2079 code for a protein of 620 amino acids. The transcript is spliced from 8 exons. The record is from RefSeq and is a predicted model, not a curated record.